AUGGAUCAACAUUUCCAGCACAUCAAACGAAUCUUCAAAGGGCAGGAUUACCCGAAAACAAUUUGCAUUUCUUACUCGCUAAAGAUGUUAACAUUCGGUAAGCAAGUAAGUGCCCUCUACCAACCCAUGCUGUUAGCGCAAUUAGCUUGCAGUCUUUCUAUGCUUUGUUUGACGGCUUUUGAGGCUACCUUAACAACGCAUGAUAUAUUUUUAUUUAUGAAAUUCGCCGUCUACGCUGUCUCGGUUAUGAUCCAAAUUUUAUAUUGGUGUUAUUAUGGAAACAGAGUAUCUCAUAUGUCAACAACAAUAAACGAGGCCAUCAUCAAAUGUAACUGGAUUGCUGCUGAUAACAGUUUCAAGAAAGAUCUCAUGUUCACGAUGAUGAGAGCCCAGAAACCUUUUCAGUUCAUGGUUUAUGGGUAUUUUCCAAUAUCAUACGACACAUUUAUUUCGGUUUUGAGUCGAUCAUACUCAUUGUUCACGUUGUUCAAAACAGUGAGUGAUUGA
Messenger RNA from Ochlerotatus camptorhynchus, 507 nucleotides. RefSeq names its product odorant receptor 2a-like. The transcript has 4 exons. The coding region runs from base 1 to 507 and encodes 168 amino acids. The record is from RefSeq and is a predicted model, not a curated record. Gene Ontology annotation, molecular function: odorant binding; olfactory receptor activity. NCBI's taxonomy places the organism in Eukaryota, Metazoa, Arthropoda, Insecta, Diptera, Culicidae. Gene Ontology annotation, biological process: detection of chemical stimulus involved in sensory perception of smell; sensory perception of smell. Gene Ontology annotation, cellular component: plasma membrane.